AUGGCGCAAUCAUUGGAUUUCUCGCUCCGUUGCAACUCCCUAACAUGCCGAAAAGUUCUGACUGACCAAGCUGUCGUGACGACUUGUUCGCACAUCUUUUGUCUAUCUUGCGCCGGUAACUUGGGUCUCACACGACAAACACAGCAAAGUCGCACCUGUCCUGCAUGUCAAGCAAAUCUGCCAAAUCCGGACGACGUUGUGUCAACUAUCCUCAACCCUACAGAAGAUUACAAAACUAGCGUGCUGAGUGGUCUGGAUCCAACCACGGUCAUUGAAUGUGCUGGGAGGGCGUUUUCGUUCUGGGCUUACCAAACGACACAAGAAAUAUGCUACCAAGAAUAUCUGAGCAAAGGGCUCACCGAAAAGUACGGCAGCCUGAACACCGAGAAAGAAACGUUGAUCAACAGUGCCAAUAUCGAAAUAUCAAGUCUGCAAAAUAAGCUUGCCGAUAUGCAACAGGCCCAAGACCAACUACAAAAGAAAAACGAUGAGCUCAUCGCCCUCUACCAAGAGAAAUGUAAGAAACAUACUCAAAUGACGAACCUCUAUAACCUUCUCAAAAGCCGAGCGAUGCGUUCCCAGAUACAAACUGCCGCAUCAGACUCUGUAUCUCAAACACUAAAGUUCCUACCUCAAGCAACAAACAAUACACGACUGAACAGAUCAUUGGUGCUUCAAACAGCCAUGACUGCAUCUCGACAUUUCGAUGCAUUGUCCUCUACGGAGAAACGAAACGGCAAAAACAGCACAGAGAGACUCUUUCGACAUCAGCGGAGCGGCAGUGCAAGCUCAAAGAGUAAGGAGGAUCCUUUCAUGGCCCGUGUGGGAGCAAUGCCUCCUCCUCAGUUACCUUUUUCUGUUGCCCAAAAUCCCGUCCCUACGACAUCUCAUCAUCGGACACGUCUUCCUGCUCAGCCGGAGCCAGAGGUCUUUCGAGAGAACCGGGAGCAGAUGGAUGAACCGAAAUACUUUGCAAACCAUGGACGUUUUAGGGAUUUCAGCUAUAAUCCCGGUUGA
Messenger RNA from Talaromyces marneffei, 1017 nucleotides. RefSeq lists its product as uncharacterized. Gene Ontology annotation, biological process: reciprocal meiotic recombination. The record is from RefSeq and is a predicted model, not a curated record. Gene Ontology annotation, cellular component: synaptonemal complex. The transcript is spliced from 5 exons. Bases 1 to 1017 code for a protein of 338 amino acids. Lineage: Eukaryota; Fungi; Ascomycota; Eurotiomycetes; Eurotiales; Trichocomaceae. Gene Ontology annotation, molecular function: ubiquitin protein ligase activity.